Paramecium tetraurelia is the source of this 1818-nucleotide messenger RNA. RefSeq lists its product as uncharacterized. The transcript has 4 exons. Gene Ontology annotation, biological process: protein transport. Lineage: Eukaryota; Ciliophora; Oligohymenophorea; Peniculida; Parameciidae. The record is from RefSeq and is a predicted model, not a curated record. Gene Ontology annotation, cellular component: cytoplasm.
AUGAUAUACACUCUAACUCCUAGCUAAGCCUAAAUUUCAAUUAAAAUCGAUAAGCCUGCCUAUUAUCCUGGGGAGAUUAUAAAAGGUGUGAUAUAUAUGAAAAUCAAAACAAACGACAUUGAUGCAGGUCUCAUGUAUUUAAAGGUAAGAAUGCUUAUCGAGCUUAUAUAGCUUUGUUGUUAAGAGAAAGUCAAUUAAUUAGACUCAUAUAACUAAUUCUUUAGUUUUAAAUAAUUCAUAUAUAAAAAAUUAAAAAAAAUCACUGAUUUCGGAAAGAAAAUGCCUAUGAUUGCCUGCAAAAAAUAUUUUGAGUUAGAAGUGCCAUCUUUGUACCCAAGUUUUACAAUUAAUUAUUAUAAAACGGUUCAAUGUAGAGUUCUUUAUUUUCUCACCAUCAAUUUAUAGAAUUAAGAUGGACAACUUUAAUAUAAAGUACCAAAAAAACAUAGAGUCGUAGUUCAUGUAUUAGAAAAAUUGCCUAUUAUUAAUUAAAUUCCAAUAGAAAUAGAGAGAAUCUCAAAGGCGCACAAAAGAUUGUGCUUUUCAACAGAAAAAACAAAAAUAAAAAUUUAGCUUUAGAAAAUAUAAAAUAUUUUUGGAGAUAAUAUCCCCUUGAUUUUAUCAGUAGAUAAUAUGUAGUCAAAUAUUGGCAUAUAAAAAUUUGAAAUAAGAAUUUCAUCCUAAUUAGUAGUGUUGUAUAAGGAAUAAAAAAGAAAAUUGUCAAAUUAUUUUGAAAUUUUUAAAUUAGAAAUAAAUGAACAAAUUAAAUCGCAUUAAAAUAAAUAGAUCAGCCUCAAUUUAAUUUUGCCCAUUGGUAAUGAAGCUAAUUAAACUUCUUUUUUUCCAUAAAGUACAAUAAAAACCAAACGAAUAAGUUAUUAAUAUAUUUUAACAGUGAAUGUAAUUUUUGACAAAUUCCUUUUUUAUAAAGUUGAUAAUCUUGUGAUCUCUGCUCCAUUAAUUUUGAUUUAAAAUAAAAAAAGAGAGAAAACCAAUAUUAUAUAAUCCAUGGAAAACUUAAGCAGGAUUGGGUAAAUGGGUGAACCAAGUUCAAGAUUAAAUAUGAGUUAAUUGAAUAACUUCAUAUAUGGAGAUCAUAACUUUGCUGGUUACGGUGAAUAAGAUGGUUAUAAAGGACCUGAAAGAAAAUAUAAUCCAGUAGAAAGCCUGGAUGAAUUAGCUCUAAAGGAUAUUAAGGGUGCAUUGGAAGAAUUAAUGGGUAAGAAAGAAGAUGAAGAAGAUAGUGAAAUUGAUGAAAAUUUCUUAGAAGAAAUAGUUGGAGCAAGUAAAAAUACAAUCAGUAUGAACUAAAUAUCCUUAUUCGAAUAGUAAAAACAAAGAACAAUUUUUAAAUAAAAUUAGAAAUAUAAUAGUGACUUUUCUAAUUUAAAUAACGAGGAAUUCAAAUAAGAUUAUUGUAACUAAAUAAAUUUGCAUACAAUAAAAGAAGAAUAGGACAGUAGUGGAACUUAAUAUAAUUUAAAUAAUGCUAAAUAUAAUUCUUAAAUUCGUAAACAUGAUUAAAUAAAUGAAUACUAAAGAGAUUUGAAGGAUAAUUCUAAAAUUGAAUAACUUGAAUCUUUUAACAAUCAAUAGGAUAAAAUUAAUUUUGAUUAUAUUUCAAAUAACCAAAAUUUUCCAACAGAUCCUUAAAACAAUAAAAGAUAAAAAAAUAAUAAUAAAAAUCCAAUAACGAGCAAAGAAACUGAUUAAAAACCAUUAAGCAAGUUUAAAGGUUAAUUUAAUGACUAAACUUAAAUAAGCUCUCCAAGAAAUAAAAUGAGAGAAAAGAUUAGCUUAUAAAAUUAAAAAAAUUGA